Molecule: messenger RNA, 1485 nt
Organism: Colletotrichum acutatum
Lineage: Eukaryota; Fungi; Ascomycota; Sordariomycetes; Glomerellales; Glomerellaceae
Exons: 4
Coding region: 1-1485 (494 amino acids)
Source: RefSeq, a predicted model, not a curated record
AUGGCGCGACUCGACUCUUUUACGGCCUCGUUGCCGCUCAAGUCUUUCUCCUCCUUCAAGACACUCGCUGCUGCUGCAUACAUCCUCACAUCGCUCCCCAUGGCUCUCGGUCACGAACACGGCGUCAGCCACAUCCAAGAGGGCGAGACCGUCUCGCAGGAACCCAUCGACACAAUACUAUGGAUUCACAUCUUCAUCAUGAUGCUUGCCUUCGGGGUCAUCUUCCCCGUCGGUAUGGUCUUGGGAAUGACCAAGAACCGCUGGCAUGUUCCGACUCAAGUCCUCGGUUCCGCUCUCGCCAUUGUUGGAUACUUCCUCGGCCACAUGCACGGCGGAAGACAAUUUGUCGCCCAUAACGUCCAUGCCUCCUUCGCCAACUGGCUCAUGAUCAUCAUGGCCUCCCAGGUCGGUUUGGGCAUCUACCUCAGGCUGCAUCUCGAGAAGGGCAUCAACGGUCGCAUUCGCCGUUUCAUCAAGCCUGCACACAGCAUCUUGGGCAAGGCCUCACCAGUACUGGCUUGGACACAAUUCUUGUUUGGUGGCAUUACCUCUCUGGGCUUCUGCCAGGGCGACCACCUUGGCCAGUGUUUGGCGCAUUUCAUCAUGGGUAGCGCUUUCAUCGCUUACGGAAUCAUUCUGACCCUGCUUCUCCUUGUUGGACAGCUGUGGGUGCGACGCAGUGGCCGAUCCCAGGAAUUCUUUGACAGCAUCGUAAUCGCGGCAUGGGGCUGUGUGAACACCUUCACCGAGCAUCGAUGGGGCACGGAAUGGGUCAGGAACGACUGGCAACACACAACCAUGGGUAUUAUUUGGUGGUGUGCUGGUCUUGUUGGUGUCUGGCUCAGCCGGGAUCGCGACGGAAACCCCAAGCGCAACUUCAUUCCUGGCUUCGUCAUUGGUGUCACUGGAUGGGCCAUGUCUGCGCAUCCUCAGGACCUCCCCAUCAGCGCCAUGACCCACAGCAUGUUUGGCAAGACCUUGAUGGGUGUUGGCAUCACCCGUGUCAUUGAGGUUGCCUUCGUUGUCAAGGACGGCGUUGGUGUCUCUGCUGAUGGCCGCCAAACCAACAGCUGGCAGUUCAUUCCUGUCUUCCUUUUGUAUGCCUCUGGCUUUCUUUUCAUGGGUGCCACUGAGGAGCAGAUGGAGCUAGUUGCCAACUCGGGUCUCGACCACGUGUCGUACAUCCUUAUCCUCUACUCCUUCGCAUUCCUGCUCUUCCUCUUCACCAUGAUGCUCAUCCAUCUCUUCGAUCGUAACACCAACACCGAAGGCAAGGUCAACCUGGCGAACGGCGUGCCCCUGGCUAAUGGUCGCCCCGGCGAAUCCCGCCAAGUCCGUGAUGCCGAAGAAUUCGAGCUCGAGGGCCUUAUGAGCGACGACGACGAUGUCGAGGCCCGCAAAGGCCUGAAGGACGAAGUGGAUGACGAGGGAAGCCCUAGCAGUCCUAGUACCAUUGGCAAGAACAGUGACAGAGUGGCGCGGUGA